Molecule: messenger RNA, 1653 nt
Organism: Encephalitozoon intestinalis ATCC 50506
Lineage: Eukaryota; Fungi; Microsporidia; Unikaryonidae
Product: 23S rRNA methyl-transferase
Exons: 1
Coding region: 1-1653 (550 amino acids)
Biological process (GO): maturation of LSU-rRNA from tricistronic rRNA transcript (SSU-rRNA, 5.8S rRNA, LSU-rRNA); maturation of 5.8S rRNA from tricistronic rRNA transcript (SSU-rRNA, 5.8S rRNA, LSU-rRNA); rRNA methylation
Cellular component (GO): preribosome, large subunit precursor; nucleolus
Molecular function (GO): rRNA (guanine) methyltransferase activity; rRNA (uridine-2'-O-ribose)-methyltransferase activity
Source: RefSeq, a predicted model, not a curated record
AUGGGUAAGAGCAAAAGUACUGGAAGAACAAGGCUGGAUAAGUAUUAUAAUCUUGCAAAGGAAAAGGGCUACAGAGCAAGAUCUGCAUUCAAACUCCUUCAAAUUAAUAGGAAGUAUGCAUUCCUUGAGAAAGCACAUGUGCUCAUCGACCUGUGUGCAGCUCCGGGGUCGUGGUGCCAAGUUGCAGCUCAGGAAAUGCCUCUAAGAAGGAAGAUAGUUGCAGUUGAUUUGGAGCCGAUAAAGUUCAUGGGGGAUGUCGACACGAUCACAGCAGACAUAACCUCAGAUGAGUGCAGGCUUAGACUACGGGAGAUACUUGGAACACACAAGGCAGAUGUUGUACUCCACGAUGGAGCACCAAAUGUGGGAACGUCAUGGGAAAAUGAUGCAUUUAAUCAGAAUCUCCUUGUAUUGCAUUCAGCCAGGCUCACAGCGGAGUUUCUAAAGAAGGGCGGUGUAUUUGUUACAAAAGUGUUCCGAUCCCAGGAUUACUUUUCAUUGCUGAAUAUAUUGUCGCAGCUUUUUGAGACUGUUGAGACCUCGAAGCCGCUCAGCUCUAGAAGCCAAAGUGCAGAAAUAUUUCUUGUGUGCCUUGGGUUUAUUGGAGAAGAGGAGGUAGACUACUCGAUUCUGGAUCCUUCUGCAGUCUUUACGGAAAUGAAGGAGACAGGAGGGUAUGAGGAUUUCAACUUCCACAAGAAACUGAAGCUUACAGAGUUCCUGAAGGAGGAGAAUCCCGAAAUUUUGUCUGAGAUGCUUUUAAAGUAUUCGGAGAUUGUAGUUGAUAUAGAUGAAAAAGACAUAGAGAAGAUCUUGGAGCCUGAGUUUCUGUAUCUGUUUAAGGAUCUCCAAUUACUAGGAAAGGGAGAAGUCAGAAAGAUUCUAGCCAAGAGGAAGAAGAUCAUUCGGGCAGUGCGGAAAGGAGAUGUUGACAUUCCAGCACUGGACUUCCUUGGAAGAAAUGAAGAAGAGGAGAUUGAGAUGAAAGAAAAGAGUGUUGAGGAGAAGAUAGAGGAGAUAGAGAUGCUUCUUGAAAAGAAAAAAAAACAGUCCCGCCGUGAAGAGUGCAAGACAAAGAAUGAACAACCAGCCGAGUGUUUUUUUAAGGACUCAGUGUUUGAUAAGCUGAAUAUUAUAAGUGAUAAUGAAGAGGAAUUGGAAGAAAGUCCGGAGCAGGAUAUUGAAGUGAGCAGUUGUUCGGACAGUCUAGAUCUCGAUGAAGAAGAGCUUAUGUGUAUUGCAAAACUUAAGGAGGAUCCCGAGGGGUUUGUGGAGGAUACCAUUGACAGAUACAUCCGUGAUCCCAAUGAAAAGCUUCCAAACUAUCUUCGUGAGGACCAAGAAGCCUUUUUUUCAAGGCCUUCAAAAGCCGAGGAAAGAAGGCUCACAAAAAAGGAAAAAGAGGCACUUAGCAGACGUAAGACAAGGGCUGAGAGGAGAGCUGAAAUGUUUAUGAAAGAUCUGGUAAUAGAUGAUUCUGAAGAAGAGGGCAAGGUAGCAAAGAAGAUUUAUAAGUCAUCCUUUAAGAAGACAAAGACUAAGCCGAGAGUUGUGUUCCCUAAGAAGGGAAGAUGUGGAGUCCCGCGAGGGAAGGGGAGAGUUGUGAUGCUGGAUAGAAGGCUAAAGAAGGACAAAAGAAAAGGAAAGGCCUGA